Messenger RNA from Chenopodium quinoa (quinoa), 738 nucleotides. Its product is annotated as sm-like protein LSM5. The record is from RefSeq and is a predicted model, not a curated record. NCBI's taxonomy places the organism in Eukaryota, Viridiplantae, Streptophyta, Magnoliopsida, Caryophyllales, Amaranthaceae. Gene Ontology annotation, biological process: mRNA splicing, via spliceosome. Gene Ontology annotation, cellular component: U6 snRNP; Lsm1-7-Pat1 complex; U4/U6 x U5 tri-snRNP complex. Gene Ontology annotation, molecular function: RNA binding. Bases 144 to 413 code for a protein of 89 amino acids. The transcript is spliced from 4 exons.
AGAAAGGAGCCUAAUGACGGGAGUAUUUAAGUGCAUCACUCCUCGGGUGAUUCGGCGGUUUAGCAGUUGAAGCUAGUCGAAGUGACAACUCUCAUUUCCCCAAUUCUCUCUCUAUUCUCUGUAAGCUCCGAUAUUAAGUUCCAAUGUCGUCAAACAAUCCUUCCCAACUCCUUCCUUCAGAGCUGAUUGACAGAUGCAUAGGUUCCAAAAUUUGGGUGAUUAUGAAGGGAGAUAAGGAGCUUGUUGGCACUCUUCGAGGUUUCGAUGUCUAUGUCAACAUGGUCCUUGAAGAUGUUACUGAAUAUGAAAUUACUGCUGAAGGACGAAGAAUCACAAAACUUGAUCAGAUUCUGCUUAAUGGAAACAAUAUUGCAAUUUUGGGUGAUGCAGUUGGUUCCUGGUGGUUCACCUGAUUCAGAAUGACAGCUUAUUGCCUCUCAUGUGUAGCGUGAUUCUUUUGGUGUUUAUGACCUUGACGAGUUAUUAGUUUACUGAAUAGUUUGGCCUGGCAGAGAAUCUCUGAUGCCUUGAGCUGAUUUUAAAGUGUCACUGGAAAAUCAGGGUGGCAGCAAUUUAAUCGCACAGUGAUGUAUUAUUACGUAUGUUUUGAUUAUGGCAGUGAGGUUCAAUUAUUUGGAAAACCUAUCACUGCCAAUACUUGACAUCAACACUGCUGGAGAUGUUAUUUGCUGAGUGAUAGAUUAAUGCUAAACCAAUUUAUAUUCAGAAGUGUUCUCA